CGUGUCUCCGUGUUGNGUUUGCUGCCGCUGCUGGCUGUGCCGCUGACAUGCCUUCAUUCUUCCUCUUCUUCUUCUUCCAUCUAGAGGCACCGGUAGUUCACGAGCAGGAUUCUUCAGGUUUUCCGCAGCGAUGGCACGGGAGUGACGGGGUGUCCGCCCGCCGCUUUGAAGGCACCCGCUGCGGAGGGAGAGAAUGUGCGGGGUGUGCGGCGUGUCUUGCUGCGAGUGUGUGGGGCACCACCCAUCGCAGCCUGCAGUGCGGCGUGGUGCGGAUCGGUGAGGGCAAAUAUGCGGCAGCGGCAGACUGUGCGGUGGACGUGGAUCUGCCCGGUCCUUCGCGUUGCGGGUGUGUGGGUGCGCUGUGCGGCUUGCUUCUCCUCCGCGUGUCUUUCGCCCUUGCACGGUGGGAGCGUAGUGGUUCGCCUUUGCGGUGUGACGUCUGCCGCGGUGUGUUUUGGGGUGCGACUCCGAGUUAUUCGUCUGUCGUCGUCACGGGGGUGCAGAGGCGGCGUGGCCAUCGGUGCCGUGGUGUUUUGGUUUUGUGCUGCUCACGCGACGUGUUGGAGCCGCUGCUUUCGAGUGGGCGUGUGCCUGGUGCAGCUGGCCGCCGUGUGAGAGGCGUGGGGAAGUGCGGCCCGUUUCGCGCCCAACGGAUGCAGGUGACGGCGUCGCAGCAGCCGCGGUGGAGGGGCUGA
This is a messenger RNA of Trypanosoma rangeli, 695 nucleotides long. RefSeq lists its product as uncharacterized. The record is from RefSeq and is a predicted model, not a curated record. The annotation marks the transcript as partial. NCBI's taxonomy places the organism in Eukaryota, Euglenozoa, Kinetoplastea, Trypanosomatida, Trypanosomatidae. The transcript has a single exon.